Messenger RNA from Caenorhabditis sp. 36 PRJEB53466, 336 nucleotides. The record is from the annotation of a GenBank genome assembly. NCBI's taxonomy places the organism in Eukaryota, Metazoa, Nematoda, Chromadorea, Rhabditida, Rhabditidae.
AUGCGCCCGCUGUAUUGUAUCGACAGUCCAACGAUGUGAGUAAUGCAAACAAUGAAUGAUGAAUGUUCCCGCCCGUUAUUUUUUAGUAUUACUAUGAUGAUCCCGAGUCGGAAUCGAGUGAAGAAGAGAUCGGUCCGAGGCAGGCGCCCCCAGGACCACCAGGUCCCGCAGGUCCAAAAGGUUUGCUAAGAUUGUGCGGUUCAAUAUACAUUUGACGACUUUUAGGAAAAAAAGGCAAUGAUGGACAGAAAGGAGCAAAAGGACAUAAAGGACAGCCUGGAUUGGACGGUCCCAAAGGAGAGACCGGAUACAGUCCCGUUGGAGAAAAAGGAGUGA